Messenger RNA from Hyla sarda, 637 nucleotides. Its product is annotated as protein S100-P-like. The record is from RefSeq and is a predicted model, not a curated record. Gene Ontology annotation, cellular component: extracellular exosome; cytoplasm. Gene Ontology annotation, molecular function: transition metal ion binding; calcium ion binding. Gene Ontology annotation, biological process: endothelial cell migration. Bases 310 to 597 code for a protein of 95 amino acids. The transcript is spliced from 3 exons. NCBI's taxonomy places the organism in Eukaryota, Metazoa, Chordata, Amphibia, Anura, Hylidae.
UCCCCCAUAGUGAGGUCCUAUUCACAUCGCAUUUCUGAAGGACAUUGCUGGUAUAUGUUGGGAUACUGUGAUUGUGGUCUGGUUAGAUCCUUGUGUCAGUCAUCAUGACCAGUUCCACCUGUUUUUGCACAGUUUCUGCAUUUGACAGACUGUCACACCCAAUUAAAUAUUUACUUAAUGACAAAUACUAGCUCCUUGCCAUGAAGCUGUAAUCCAUCCCCUAUAUAAGAAUGGUCUCAGUCUCUAAUAUACUAUUCUGCCUACAACCAUCUGCCUGAACGAGCCAAGAAGCUAACAUCACCUCCAAACAUGACUGAGCUGGAGACUGCGAUGGCUCUUUUAAUUGAUGUCUUUGACAAAUAUGCUAGUACUGAGGGCAAUAAGAACUCUUUGACCAAAGGGGAAUUGAAGACUAUGAUGGACAAGGAACUGCCCGGGAUCAUGGGGAAAGCAAAAGACAAGGACGAAUGUGACAAACUCCUUAAAGAUCUGGAUGAAAAUGGAGACAAUGAAGUGGAUUUUAAUGAAUUUAUUAUAUUUGUUGCUGCGCUUACCUGUCUGGGACAUGAAAGAUUUGCAAAAAUGCCCAAAAAAUAAUUAUUUCAAUUAUUCUACUGUUGAUCAAUAAAGUUCUGUA